AUGGCCUCUCCUGCUCCAGGAACACCGGCGGCCGCCAACAACGGGAGCUGGACUUCAUUUGUCAAGUCCAUCUCCUCGUUCAACGGCGAUCUCUCAUCGCUGACGGCCCCGCCGUUCAUUCUGUCAUCGCAAUCCUUGACCGAGUUCUCAAGCUACUGGGCGACGCAUCCCUCGAUCCUGACGGCGCCCGUGGCCGAGCCCGACGCGGCCAAGCGAGCCGCCCUGGUGCUCAAGUGGUUCCUGUCGACGCUAAAGCACCAGUACGCCAGCCGGAGCGAGCAGUACGGCAACGAGAAGAAGCCCUUGAACCCCUUUCUGGGUGAGCUGUUCCUGGGCACCUGGACCGACAGCGUGGGCGAGACGACGCUUGUAUCCGAGCAGGUGAGCCACCACCCGCCCGCCACCGCCUACUGCAUCCGCAACGACAAGACGGGCGUCAAGCUGGAGGGGUACAACGCGCAGAAGGCCUCCUUCUCCAGCACCAUUGUCGUCAAGCAGAUCGGCCACGCCCUGCUUACCCUCCCUCUUGAUGGCGGCAAGGAGAAGGAAACGUACCUCAUCACCCUUCCCAGCCUGCACAUCGAGGGUCUCCUCUUCGGCGCCCCCUUCGUCGAGCUCGAUGGCUGUUCCUACAUCACCAGCUCCUCGGGCUUCACCUCCAAGAUCAAGUUCAGCGGCAAGGGGUGGAUGAGCGGCGAGAAGAACACCGUGUCCGCCAUCGUAUUCCCCACCGGCCGCGAGGACUGCGACCGCGACGUUCUCUACAGCAUGACGGGCUCCUGGACAAAGGAACUCACCCUGUUCGAGGGCCCCGCCAAGAAGAAGAAGGUGCUCGAAACCUACUGCGCCGCAAACGCCGCCUCCACUCAGACCGAACUCUCCGUCAAGUCCAUUGACCAGCAGCACCCCCUCGAGUCCCGCCGCGCUUGGGAGCACGUCGCCGCCGCCAUCGCAAAGGGCGACAUGGACGCCACCUCGGCUGAGAAGACCAAGAUUGAGCAGGCCCAGCGUGACCGUCGCGUCAAGGAGCAGGCUGAUGGCGCUACCUGGGUGCGCCGCUACUUCACCGCCAUCGAAGGUGUUGACCCCACCCUCAAGGCCCUCGGCGCCGCCGUCGGCAUCCCCCCUGACGGCGACUCGGACAAGACCGGUGGUCUCUGGAGGUUUGACCCAGCCAAAGCCGAGAAGGCUGCCGCCGAGAAGCUCAGCCCCGAGGAUAUCAGGGAGAUUGAGAAGAGCCUUCUGGGAAGAUGA
Messenger RNA from Geosmithia morbida, 1254 nucleotides. RefSeq names its product oxysterol-binding protein-related protein 9/10/11. Gene Ontology annotation, biological process: endocytosis; maintenance of cell polarity; exocytosis. The transcript has 2 exons. The record is from RefSeq and is a predicted model, not a curated record. NCBI's taxonomy places the organism in Eukaryota, Fungi, Ascomycota, Sordariomycetes, Hypocreales, Bionectriaceae. Gene Ontology annotation, cellular component: cytosol; intracellular membrane-bounded organelle; membrane. Gene Ontology annotation, molecular function: oxysterol binding. The coding region runs from base 1 to 1254 and encodes 417 amino acids.